CGUUUUCAUGCUGUGCAUCCCUAUAGGGUGACGAUGUGGCGCUGGACCAGUCUGGGCAACUUCAACGCGUUAAAGGAAAAAGUGAAAGAAAAAAAAGAAAGAAAAAACAAAAAAAAAAAAAACAAAGAAAAAAAACAAACAAACAAAAAAAACCAACCCCACCCACCCUCUAAUCAGUCCCAUAUAGGACUCCCGUUCGCUUCUGUAUGGUUAUAUCAUAUGUGACAUUUACUCCUGUCUCUGCUGGUAGCCUGUCUCUGAGUUAAUACCCCCACUGUUCUGCCAUCAGCUCUAUCAUUCCCGUGCUGUGAUUUUUGUUGUUGUUGUCGUUGUUUUUUGGGGUGUUUUGGUUUUGGUUUUUUUUUUUUUUUUGGGGUUUUUAUUUCCCCGUUAGGCGUUAGAAUUGCACUUAUUUUUCUAAAGGGGCUCUGCAGUGGGGCGGGGGGGAGCGGGGAGGGGCUGUGGGGCAGCGCCCGGGCAGGCCCCGGCCCUCGGCCCCCCCCGAGCCCCCCGGAGCCCCCCGGAGCUGCUUUAAUUUAUGGCCGUGGCCGCACUCCGGGCCAGCAGCUCCAUGCGGUGUGCGGAAAGGAGGAGAAAUAGAGCAAAAAAAGAAAAAAGAGGAAGAAAAACAGAAAAGACGAAAAGUUUACGUAUAGUUAUUUUCAGAUCUCUGCUUGAUAAGUAUUAAAGUAAGAUGUAUCUAACGUGCUGCCGUAAUUUAAAGCGGGGGGGGCCUGGGGGGGGGGGGGGGCUCGGGGGGUCGCGGUGUGUUUGCGGGGAGCGGACGCUGCGGACAAUAAAGGCACUGACGGACCCCGCGGCUCCGCCUCCUCUCUGCGGCCACGCCCACCGGGAGGCGGGGCCACGCACUCGGGGGCGGGGUUAGCGUUGGCCCCGCCCCCCGGGGUGGUGCGGAAGUGGUUCGUGGCGGCGGCGCCGCGCGGUUCCGCCUCUGGAAGGCGGUGACACGUGCGCGCGGCGGGGACCCGGAUGCCCGGCCCCGCGAUGCCGAUCGUGGAGAAGCUGCGGGAGGCGCUGAAGCCGGGCCGCAGGGAGCCGAGCGAGGACGGGGAGCUGGGCCGGCUGCUGGCCGCCUCGGCCAAGAAGGUCCUGCUGCAGCGGAUCGAGUUCGAGCCUGCGAGCCGCGGGCUGUCCGGGCAGCUGGAGCUGCUGCGGGGCAAAUACCGCCCGCUGAACGCCAGCGCCGGGCCCGCCGCGCCCCGCCCGCCGCCCCCGGAGGGGCCCAGCAGGAAGCACGGCGGCGAUCACGGUGCCGGGGAUGGCGUCCCCGCGCCGCAGAAGGUGCUGUUCCCCGCCGAGCGGCUCUCCUUGAAGUGGGAGCGCGUGCAGCGGGUGGGCGCCGGGCUGCACAACCUGGGCAACACCUGCUUCCUCAACGCCACGCUGCAGUGCCUCACCUACACGCCGCCGCUCGCCUGCUACCUGCUGUCCAAGGAGCACAGCCGCGCCUGUCACCAGGGAGGCUUCUGCAUGAUGUGCGUUAUGCAGAACCACAUGAUCCAGGCCUUUGCCAACAGCGGCAAUGCCAUCAAGCCGGUGUCCUUCAUCAGAGACCUGAAGAAGAUUGCCCGGCACUUCCGCUUUGGCAGCCAGGAGGAUGCGCACGAGUUCCUGCGUUACACCAUCGAUGCCAUGCAGAAGGCCUGCCUGAGCGGCUGCACCAGGCUGGAUCGCCAGACCCAGGCCACCACGCUGGUUCACCAGAUCUUUGGCGGCUACCUGCGGUCCCGUGUGAAGUGCUCAGUGUGUAAGAGCGUCUCGGAUACCUACGACCCCUACCUGGAUGUGUCCUUGGAGAUCAGGCAAGCUGCAAACAUCGUGCGGGCGCUGGAGUUGUUUGUGAAAUCAGAUGUGCUGAGCGGGGAGAAUGCCUACAUGUGUGCCAGGUGCAAGAAGAAGGUGCCAGCCAGCAAACGCUUCACCAUCCACCGAGCCUCCAAUGUCCUCACGCUCUCACUGAAGCGUUUUGCCAACUUCAGCGGAGGCAAAAUCACGAAGGACGUGGGGUACCCUGAGUUCCUGAACAUCCGCCCCUACAUGUCUCAGAACAGCGGUGAUCCCGUCAUGUAUGGGCUCUAUGCAGUGCUGGUGCACUCGGGGUACAGCUGCCAUGCAGGACACUACUACUGCUACGUGAAGGCCAGCAACGGGCAGUGGUACCAGAUGAAUGACUCCCUCGUGCACUGCAGCAACAUCAAGGUGGUCCUCAACCAGCAGGCCUACGUGCUGUUCUACCUGAGGAUCCCUGGCCCUAGGAAGGGCUCAGAGGGGCCCAUUGCCAAGGCCACCCCCAGCCACUCACCUGUUGUUUCUGAUCAGACCAAGAGAACCUCAACCAACGGGCCCCUGCCAUCACCGCUUCUGGGCCGGAGCCCCGAGGUGCUGCCGGGCAGAAAGCUGUCGGGGCCGGAGGAGAUCGGGGUGCCUGUGGCCCGCAGCACGCUGGGUGUGGGGCCGAAGCUGCCCAAUGGCUCUGCACCACCGAAGCCACCCACCGGGUCGCCGUCACCCAAACUGCCCCUCAGAGCCACCCAGGUGACACCGAGUGAUGACACAGCCCGAAGGCCCAAGAAACCGCCAUCCCCACAGCGGCCUCCGGCACCGAAAGCCUCUCCGGGCCCGUACAGCUCCGGCACUGCACAUCCACCCCAGCAGAGCCCCGGGGACGGCACGCGGUCCCCCACCUCGCCCAGCCCGGGCACCCCACAGCGCGGCUCCUGCGGCAGCGCAGCCCCCAGCCCCGCACACACCGCAGCGGGGGAUGCAGCCAAAGCAGCCCCGAAGGCCAAGAGCGGGGCGGGCGGCCUCAGCCCCCCUCAGGACACGGACUGUGGCGCGGAUCUCCCCGAGGGCUCCAGGCUGGCAAAGCUGAAAUCUGCCGCGCUGGAGCCGGGCAGCACCACAUCACCGCCCCCAGCCAAGAAGCUGGCACUGUCUGCCAAGAAGGGCAGCACCCCGCGGAGGGUGAGCAGAAGUGACGGCCGCGUGCAGCCUGCUGGCCUCGCCUUCCCCACGGCCACUGCCCAGCCCUGGCCCUGUGGCAGGCCCAGGCUGCCCUCUGCUCUCCCCCUGCCCAGCCCUGACACACCAGCCUUCAGCUUCACCCCCAGCGCAGCCUCCCAGCUCCCAGCCUCCCCCCUGACCAAUGGGGCCCACCCCUCUCAUCACCAUCCCACCCUCAGUGGGGAGCACGGGCCCAGCCCUACGUCCACCAAAAAGAAGCAGCGAAAGCAGCAGCAGUCCAAAGCGGGAGGCAGCUCGCAUGCUAUGGCUGUGAAUGGCUGUGAUGAAGGCUGCAGCCCCCCGAGGAAGAGGAGGAACAUCGCUCCAGAGGGCUCUAUCCCAGGAAAGGAGGCGGCUGGCACAGGCAGGGAGGAGCGGGACCCCCGUGGUUCCCCCAGCACGGAGCCCAUCUCCCCCCUGAAGAAGAAGAAGAGGAAGAGAAGGCUGCAGGAGACCGAGGAGCGCUCCUCUGGGGCACAACCCUUGGGCAGCUCCAGGAAGGCUGACACGGAGCCCUCGUGGACAAAGCAGCAGCAGAGCCCUGAGCCCAGCGAGGGUGAGAGCGAGCAUCGGAAGUGCAAGCAGAGGGAAAGUCUGGGCAACGUGACCUCAGAGCAGCCAGCUGCCAUCAGUGCCCCAGCAGCAGCGUGUACGUGGGACAGCCCGGCCAGAGACGGAUGCAAACACCGUGCAGCUGCCCCGAGCAGUGGGGCCGGCACAGAGCGCAGCGUGGUGGAGGAGCUGCUCAGGAACUCCUUGGAUAAGGCUUACGGCAAGCAAGUCCUGACCUGGGAGGGUGAGGUGUCGGCCGUCAGCCGUGAUGCCGUGCGGGAUGCAGAGUGGGCUCGGAGUGAGACCGUGAUUGAUGAGUGGGACGAGGAGUUCGACCGAGGGAAGGUGAGUGUGAAAAAGGUUAAAAAGCUGAAGCGUGAGCGGAGGAGACACUUCAAUCCUUUCCAGCAGCUGCAGAGCAAACGCAACUUCUGGUCGGUGACGCAUCCUGCCAAGGUGGCCAGCCUGAGCUACCGGCUGUGA
Messenger RNA from Gallus gallus (chicken), 4059 nucleotides. It is a transcript of the gene USP36, whose product is annotated as ubiquitin specific peptidase 36. Gene Ontology annotation, cellular component: cytosol; nucleus. Bases 991 to 4059 code for a protein of 1022 amino acids. Gene Ontology annotation, biological process: regulation of apoptotic process; protein deubiquitination. Gene Ontology annotation, molecular function: cysteine-type endopeptidase activity; cysteine-type deubiquitinase activity. Lineage: Eukaryota; Metazoa; Chordata; Aves; Galliformes; Phasianidae. The record is from RefSeq and is a predicted model, not a curated record. The transcript has 19 exons.